Ornithodoros turicata is the source of this 1639-nucleotide messenger RNA. RefSeq names its product lutropin-choriogonadotropic hormone receptor-like. Gene Ontology annotation, molecular function: G protein-coupled peptide receptor activity; protein-hormone receptor activity. The transcript has 5 exons. Gene Ontology annotation, cellular component: plasma membrane. Gene Ontology annotation, biological process: hormone-mediated signaling pathway; activation of adenylate cyclase activity; adenylate cyclase-activating G protein-coupled receptor signaling pathway. Lineage: Eukaryota; Metazoa; Arthropoda; Arachnida; Ixodida; Argasidae. The coding region runs from base 1 to 1329 and encodes 442 amino acids. The record is from RefSeq and is a predicted model, not a curated record.
AUGUAUGUUGGUGACAAGCUCCACGUGCCUCAGGGUGCAGCUGACACAUCGUGGAACCACAGCGGUGUGGAAGAGUCUCAUCACCUCAUUGACGGUUACUUUCACCCUGAGGUCAACCCACAGGGCAACCUUUCGGUGAUGUGCGGAGAGCUGGCCUUACGUCGCGUCCAGUGCACUCCGGCCCCAGAUGCUUUCAACCCUUGCGAGGACGUUAUGGGCAACGGAGGUCUCCGGGUGGCCGUCUGGAUGGUAGUAGUGGCUGCCGUGUCCGGAAACCUGGCCGUCCUUGUAGUGCUUCUCAGUUCUCAGUUCGCCAUGAGCGUCUCCAAGCUCCUCAUGUGCCAGCUAGCCCUAGCCGAUCUAUGCAUGGGAGCUUACCUGCUCCUUCUGGCUGCCGUAGAUGCCCACACCAUCGGGUCGUACUUCAAUCACGCCAUCCCGUGGCAGCACGGCUGGGGCUGCCAGGUGGCUGGUUUCUUGACCGUGUUUGCAUCCGAGCUGUCUAUUUUCACACUGACCGUCAUCACUCUGGAACGUUGGUAUGCCAUCACUUACGCUAUCCACCUCAAUCGAAGACUCAAGCUCCGCACGGCAGCUAAGGUCAUGGCAGUCGGCUGGGUCCUGUCCACGUUAGCAGCCACGUUGCCUCUUGUGGGAGUCAGCAACUACACCAAGACCUCCAUCUGCCUGCCCAUGGAAACCCGAAGACCACAAGACCUCGCCUACCUGGCCUCCCUGCUCACAGGCAAUGGACUGGCCUUCAUGUUAAUCUGCGCAUGUUACGGACACAUGUACGCUUCCAUCGCCGGUGGAAGAAGGCACAAUGCCUCGGCAGCAGGAACGGACACAACAGUCGCGAAGCGGAUGGCCUUGCUUGUAUUCACGGAUUUCGCGUGCUGGGCACCGAUCGCGUUCUUUGGCCUUACUGCUGUUUCGGGGUACCCUCUUAUCGACGUCCCUCAUUCCAAAAUAUUACUCGUCUUCUUUUACCCGCUUAAUUCGUGCGCUAAUCCUUUCCUGUACGCUAUCCUGACAAAGCAGUACCGUCGGGAUCUGUUUGUUCUUCUCAGUCGCUACGGCUUCUGCACCAGAAGGGCGCUCAAGUACAAGGACUCCUCGUCCGUUCUGCAAACGGCUCCCAACAAUAACAGGAUACAUCUGGUGUCCUUGCAGGGGAAUAGCACCGGUGGAGGGAAACAAGUGGAGAUCGAGAGGGAAUCCGAGAGUCACUCGUCGACCCAUAAGGGAUCACCACACCCGAUCAGAAAUAGUUAUACCAAGUUAAACUCGGCGGGUAGCCGGUGUGCGACCAUAUCGCUCAGUGAAUAGAGUGGAGGGGACAGAUUAUUAUGGCGGUGUCAACGCAGUGGAGGAUCGGACGGAGAGCCGCGAUACCUCGUGCAGAACCAGUCCUCCGAGGAACCACAUGGCAGAACUUUACUUAUCCCUCAGUAUGGAACGCACGCACAAUUCCUGUCACCUCACCAAGAAGCGAGAAUAUGAGCUAUUUGCUAGGUUGGACGCCAACAGGAGUAUAAACGUUCUCGUUUGAACUAUAGGGUCAUGUGUCGUAGGAAGAUAAAUCGAGAAAGCAUUGUACACGUCACUCUGAGCGCUAUUUCGACAAGCUAAUGGCUCA